This is a messenger RNA of Telopea speciosissima, 1596 nucleotides long. Its product is annotated as sugar transport protein 13-like. The transcript has 5 exons. Lineage: Eukaryota; Viridiplantae; Streptophyta; Magnoliopsida; Proteales; Proteaceae. The record is from RefSeq and is a predicted model, not a curated record. Bases 16 to 1596 code for a protein of 526 amino acids. Gene Ontology annotation, cellular component: membrane. Gene Ontology annotation, molecular function: monosaccharide transmembrane transporter activity. Gene Ontology annotation, biological process: monosaccharide transmembrane transport.
UUACCGUAGUUCGUCAUGCCAGCUGGGGGUUUCUCCGCUCCGGCGACAGCCGGUACUGAAUUUGAAGCUCAGAUUACACCGAUCGUCAUCAUUUCAUGUAUAAUGGCUGCCACCGGAGGUUUGAUGUUCGGCUACGACGUCGGAAUUUCAGGAGGCGUUACAUCCAUGGCUCCUUUCCUUCAAAAAUUCUUCCCAGUGGUCUAUCAAAGAACACAAUUAGCAUCAGGGAUUAACAGCAAUUACUGCAAAUACGACAAUCAAGGACUGCAGUUGUUCACUUCGUCUCUAUACCUUGCUGGUUUGACUGCGACAUUCUUCGCGUCUUACACUACACGAAGGCUUGGUCGGAGGCUGACGAUGCUUAUAGCGGGAUUCUUUUUCUUAGGUGGAGUCGCCCUAAACGCCACAGCUCAGAACCUUGCAAUGCUCAUCGUAGGAAGAAUCCUCCUUGGUUGUGGGGUCGGUUUUGCUAAUCAGGCUGUGCCUCUGUUUCUAUCAGAGAUAGCACCUACGAGAAUACGUGGAGGAUUAAAUAUACUAUUCCAAUUAAAUGUCACCAUUGGGAUUCUCUUUGCUAAUCUCGUUAAUUACGGAACCGCUAAAAUCAAAGGAGGGUGGGGUUGGAGGCUAUCACUUGGGCUGGCUGGAAUCCCUGCUGUCCUUCUCACUGUUGGGGCCUUAAUGGUGGUCGACACUCCAAACAGCCUCAUAGAGCGUGGUCGUCUGGAAGAAGGUAAAGCUGUGCUCAGGAAGAUUCGUGGCACCGACAAAAUUGAACCAGAGUUCUUGGAGCUCGUUGAGGCCAGUCGUGUUGCUAAACAAGUCAAACACCCUUUCAAAAACCUCCUCAAGCGAAGAAACCGUCCUCAGCUUAUCAUCGCCAUAGCUUUGCAGGUCUUCCAGCAAUUCACUGGUAUCAAUGCCAUCAUGUUCUAUGCUCCAGUGUUGUUCAACACAUUGGGUUUCGGCAGUGAUGCAUCCCUAUACUCGUCGGUCAUCACAGGGGCAGUCAAUGUCUUGUCUACAGUCGUUUCCAUCUACUCCGUCGACAAGGUGGGUCGUCGUUUGCUCUUACUGGAAGCUGGUGUCCAGAUGUUCAUAUCUCAAGUGAUUAUCGCAAUAGUUUUGGGAAUCAAGGUCACCGAUUACUCCAACAACCUUGGGAAAUGGUAUUCAGUGAUGGUGGUAGUGAUGGUGUGCACCUUCGUCUCUUCCUUUGCAUGGUCAUGGGGUCCACUUGGUUGGUUAAUACCUAGUGAGACUUUCCCACUAGAGACACGUUCAGCUGGGCAAAGUGUGACUGUGUGUGUCAACCUUCUUUUUACCUUUGUGAUUGCACAGGCAUUCCUUUCCAUGCUUUGUCACUUCAAGUUCGGCAUUUUCUUGUUCUUCUCCGGUUGGGUUCUCAUCAUGUCCGUCUUUGUUUUCUUUCUGCUCCCGGAAACCAAAAAUAACCCAAUUGAAGAGAUGACAGAGCGAGUUUGGAAACAACAUUGGUUUUGGAAGAGGUUCAUGGAGGACGAUGAUGAUGAAGAUACAAAGAAAGAUGCAGGAAACAGCAAUAUUAUUGGUUUUAAUCCUUCUUCGCAAUUGUAG